This is a messenger RNA of Dimorphilus gyrociliatus, 3784 nucleotides long. NCBI's taxonomy places the organism in Eukaryota, Metazoa, Annelida, Polychaeta, Dinophilidae. The record is from the annotation of a GenBank genome assembly.
AAUGAAAAAUCCUUAUUUAAAAGCGGGAAUCGUAUCAAAAUACUUUUUUGAAUGGAUGUCGGUUUGGUACAAAACGAAGAAGAAAAUAGAAUUAGAAGAUUUGUACGACUGUAUGGAAAGUGAUAAAUCUCAAUUUUUAGCUUCAAAUUUAACAAAACUUUGGAUAGAAAGACACAAGAGAAUACGUAGUAAUAAUAAUCUUCUGUGGUGUUGCCUUCUACAAUUUAAACUGAUGAUAUUAGUUUUAUUCUUUUUAGUAUUGCUUGAGUUUAGUACCAAGUUGGCUUCUCCUUUUUUUCUUGCCAAAGUUAUUGACUAUUUGGAAAAUUCUUCUACCUCUAAAACUGAAGCUUAUCUAUUCGCUUUAGGUAUUGCGCUCACUUCUUUUGUUUCUAGUAAUUGUAACGCUUUUGUCUAUCAUAAUUUGUAUUGGAUCUCUUCUAAACUUAGAUCAGCGACUAGUUCUAUGAUUUAUCACAAGAUACUCAAGUUGAACACUAAAUCAUGUAGAGUAUUCACUUCGGGAAGAAUAAACAAUAUGCUAUCAACAGACGUUGAAAAAUUUCAAUUGGGCAUUAUGUUCUUACCCGCCUGUUUAGCUUCACCUUUUCUCUUUUUGGCUUAUGCAACUAUACUCAUUACUGAGGCUAAAGUAGCUGGCGUUGUUGGACUUGCAUUGUCGUUACUCAUUAGUGUAUCUCAGUCUUCUUCUAGUGUGAUUACGAGUGUUUUAAGAAAGAAGGUUGCUUUAUGGACAGACAAGAGAGCGCAUGCUAUAAAAGAGCUUAUUGCCGGUGUGAGAAUUGUGAAAAUGUACGCUUGGGAGAAACCUUUUAAAGACAGGAUCGAGGAGUUUAGAUGUAAAGAAAUGAAUAAGAUGUUCUUCAGCAAUGUCUACAAAAUGAUAAAUUAUUCGCUAUAUCUUCUAUCUGGAAAAUUAGUCGCCUUUUCAAUCAUUCUAACUCAUGUACUUCUGGGCAAUGACCUUUCUAUUAAUUUCGCUUUUAAAAUCAUUUCGUGGACGGAAACAUCCAAAUUCUUAUUCUUUAUGUAUGUACCACAGCAUUUUAUGCAUUUUCACGAGCUUAGAGUGUCUUUAAGAAGAAUAAACGAAUUUCUAAUAAGCGAUGAUAGGAAGGUUAAUAUAGAAAAUUCCAAGACUAAAACCGAUUCGGAAUUGGCGAUAAAAUUAAAGAAUGGAGUGGCUUCUUGGCAAAUUAACUCUACCGAUAAUUACCAAUUCACCCUAAGAAAUUUAAAUGCUAAUAUUCAAAAGGGAAGCCUCUCAAUCGUUUUAGGAGUGGUUGGUUCAGGAAAGUCGACACUGCUUUCCGUUCUCCUUAACGAAAUCAAUUUAAUAAAUGGCUCUCUGGAGAUUAGCGGUAGUAUUUCCUAUGCUGCUCAAUUGCCGUGGAUUCUUAAUGAUACAAUUAAAGAAAAUAUCAUAUUUAAUAGCGAGUUUGAUAAAGAAAGAUACAAACGAGUGUUGGAAGUUUGUUGUCUUUAUCCUGAUUUAGAACAGUUCGACAAAGAAGAUAAUACUCUCGUUGGAGAGAGAGGAAUGUCUUUGAGCGGUGGGCAGAAAGCAAGGAUAAGUCUGGCUAGAAGUAUUUAUAAAGAUUCUGAUAUAUAUCUUUUUGAUGAUCCUCUCAGUGCAGUUGAUCCCAAAGUUCGAGAUUCGUUAUUCUAUAAUUGUAUUAAAACGUUUUUAAGAGGAAAGACGGUUAUUUUAGUAACUCAUCAUCAAGAUUACGUUAAAGACGCCGAUCUAGUGUUUCUACUUGACAAUGGCAACUUUUCAACUGGUGACAAACAAAAAAUAAUAACCAAUCUGGAAGACAAAGCUUCACAUUUUCAUAAAGACGAUAUAGAAAAUCAACUUGACGAUAAGGAAAACGAGAGAGAUAAUAUGUGGGAAGAAGAUGUCUGCUUAGGGUCGGUUUCUUGGUCAGUUUAUUGGAAUUUUUUAAAAAGUGGUAGUCUAUGGAUAUUUGGAUUUUAUUUCCUUCUAUCAACUUGCACUCAAGCUACUCAUAACUUUACAGACUUUUGGAUAACGAGAUGGUCGGAACUGUUUGAUAAUAAAUCAACAAAUGCUUCAGUUGACGAUACAAAACCAAAUUCAAACUUUCAUAUAGCAGUUUAUUGUUUGUCAAAUGGAGUAUCGUUAAUAAUGAUAUUUAUAGCUUCUUUUCUGUUCUGUAGGGGACUUUAUAGGGCUAGUAAAGACUUUCAUCGUCAAAUGCUCUUUCGAGUAUUGAGAGCUCCAAUAUCGUUCUUUGAUUCAACUCCUAUCGGUAUCAUUCUUAACAGAUUUACAAGAGAUACCGGUUUUAUGGACGAUUUGCUGUUGGUUGUUAGUGCCGAUACACUACUAUUAGGAUUUUUACUUUCUGGAACGUUUGCUACUGUUUGUAUCUUGAAUCCAUUCACCCUUACAGCCAUUCUGCCGCUCCUAUUUCUUGCGGUAUACUACCGGCAAUAUUCUUUGCCUAAGACAAGAGAGUUUAAGAGAUUAGACGCUCUUGCGAGAUCACCGGUAUAUACUCACGUUUCAGAGACAAUCGAUGGUAUUCAAACAAUACGAUCGUUCAAUAUGGAAAAGAAGUUUACUGAUAAAUUUCAUGCGUUUCAAGAUAGGCAAUCAGUCGCGUGGUUUCUCUAUAUCUCAUCCCACAGAUGGUUGGGUAGGAGACUAGAUACAAUGAUAGUGAUAUUUAUUUCUAUUACCGCUUUUGUAACUGUUGCCGUUAAGGGCUACUUAGAUGCAAAGCUAUUGGGUUUAUCGCUUACUUAUUGUGCAACCUUGCUAUUCGAAAUGCAGUAUUUUAUAAGACAAACAGGAGAAGUUGAAAACUUGAUGGUAUCAGUAGAAAGAAUUCUCAAGUUCAGAUGCCUAGAAGAGGAGAAAAUCGAUGGCGAUGAGAGUCCAAUUUGUGAAGACUGUUCAUUUUGGCCAAAUUGUGGAAAUAUUAAAUUUGAUUCAGUAUCCUUAUCGUAUAAACAGGACAAUCAGCCAGUUCUUAAAAAUUUGACCUUUGAAGUGAAAAAGGGUGAGAAAAUUGGUAUUAUCGGUAGGACUGGGGCGGGUAAAUCGUCUUUAUUCACUGCAAUUCUACGUCUAACCGAACCUGAUGGAAGAAUAUAUAUAGAUGGUAAAGAAAUCAAGUCGAUUUCCUUAGCAGCACUUAGACAGGCUAUAUCGGUCAUUCCGCAAGAUCCAGUUCUCUUUAGUGGAACCCUUCGAUAUAAUUUAGAUCCGUCGAAUGAAUUUUCCGAUGAGGAAAUUUUUAAAACUUUAAAACAAGUUCAAUUAGAUAAGAAAAUUGAGAAAAAUCCAAAAGGGUUAUCGUUAGAAGUUUCCGAAUCGGGCUUAAAUUUUAGCGUUGGCGAAAGGCAGCUGAUUUGUUUGGCAAGAGCUCUACUUAAAGAUAAUAGAAUAAUCUUAAUUGACGAAGCAACUGCAAACGUCGACAAUUAUACAGAUCAACUAAUUCAAAGAGCGAUAAGGAAUGAAUUUUCAAUGUGUACUGUAUUAACCAUAGCUCAUAGAAUGAAUACUAUACUAGAUUCAGACAAAAUACUGAUUUUGGAAAAUGGUCAAAUACUAAAUUACGAUAGCCCAGAGACACUUUUAUUGCGAAAAGAUAAUUUAUUUGCUGAUCUACUGCGAUCUAGUGAUCAGAAUGCCGACGUAAAACCUAUUAAAGCACAAGAUAAAGAUGAAAUAAUAGAAGAGGGUGAUGGGCGUGGGGAGGUUAAUCCAGGAUACAAAUCGGACUAA